GGCGUGUCGUGGGCGGGCCGGCGGAGCUGGGCGCCAUGUCGAGGCGGCGGUGGCGAGGGCCUCAGGGCGCCGAGAGUGGCGGGCGCGGAGCCGACAUGGGGAAGAUGGCGACGGGCGGCGGCGGCGGCGGCUCGGGCCGAUAUUACGGUGGCGGUGGCGGCGGUGAGGGCGGCAGGGCCCCUAAACGCCUGAAAACCGAGAGCGCCGAGGCGCCGCCUCACGGGCCCGGCGGGCCGGGGGGCGCGGGCGGCGGAGCCGGAGCGGGAGGAGCGGAGAACUACGAGGACCCCCACAAGACGCCGGCGUCGCCCGUGGUUCACAUCCGCGGCCUCAUCGACGGCAUCGUGGAGGCCGACCUGGUGGAGGCGCUGCAGGAGUUCGGGCCCAUCAGCUACGUGGUGGUGAUGCCGAAGAAGCGUCAGGCCCUGGUGGAGUUCGAGGACAUCCUGGGCGCCUGCAACGCCGUCAACUACGCGGCCGACAACCAGAUCUACUUCGCCGGCCACCCCGCCUUCGUCAACUACUCCACCAGCCAGAAGAUCUCGCGGCCCGGCGACAGCGACGACGCGCGCGGCGUCAACAACGUGCUGCUCUUCACCAUCCUCAACCCCAUCUACUCCAUCACCACGGACGUGCUCUACACCAUCUGCAACCCCUGCGGGCCGGUGCAGCGCAUCGUCAUCUUCCGCAAGAACGGCGUGCAGGCCAUGGUGGAGUUCGACUCGGUGCAGAGCGCGCAGCGCGCCAAGGCCUCGCUCAACGGCGCCGACAUCUACUCGGGCUGCUGCACCCUCAAGAUCGAGUACGCCAAGCCCAGCCGCCUGAACGUGUUCAAGAACGACCAGGACACCUGGGACUACACCAACCCCAACCUGAGCGGGGCAGGAGACCCCGGGGGGAACCCCAACAAGCGGCAGCGGCAGCCGCCCCUCCUGGGGGACCACCCGGCUGAGUACGGAGGUCCCCACGGUGGCUACCACCACGGCCACUACCACGACGAGGGCUACGGGCCCCCUCCCCCUCACUACGAGGGCCGGCGCCUGGGGCCGCCGCCGGUGGGGGGGGGGCACCGGCGGGGUCCCGGCCGCUACGGACCCCAGUACGGGCACCCCCCGCCCCCCCCGCCGCCGCCCCCCGACUACGGCCCCCACGCCGACUCGCCCGUGCUCAUGGUCUACGGGCUGGACCAGGCCAAGAUGAACUGCGACCGCGUCUUCAACGUCCUCUGCCUCUACGGGAACGUGGAGAAGGUGAAGUUCAUGAAGAGCAAGCCGGGCGCGGCCAUGGUGGAGAUGGCCGAUGGCUACGCCGUGGACCGAGCCAUCACCCACCUCAACAACAACUUCAUGUUCGGCCAGAAGCUCAACGUCUGCGUGUCCAAGCAGCACGCCAUCAUGCCGGGGCAGUCGUACGGGCUGGAGGACGGCUCGUGCAGCUACAAGGAUUUCAGCGGCUCGCGCAACAACCGCUUCUCCACGCCCGAGCAGGCGGCCAAGAACCGCAUCCAGCACCCCAGCAACGUGCUGCACUUCUUCAACGCGCCGCUCGACGUCACCGAGGACAACUUCUACGAGGUGCCCGCCUUCCUCAGCCUCCUCCUCAGCCUCCUCAUCAUCAUCCUCAGCUUCAGCCUCAUCCUCAUCAUCAUCCUCCAAGGCCUCAUCCGAGGCUUUCUCAUUUUUGAGAAUUUUUAA
Molecule: messenger RNA, 1694 nt
Organism: Lonchura striata (white-rumped munia)
Lineage: Eukaryota; Metazoa; Chordata; Aves; Passeriformes; Estrildidae
Source: RefSeq, a predicted model, not a curated record